Nymphaea colorata (pocket water lily) is the source of this 1842-nucleotide messenger RNA. Its product is annotated as serine decarboxylase 1-like. The transcript is spliced from 5 exons. Gene Ontology annotation, molecular function: carboxy-lyase activity; pyridoxal phosphate binding. The record is from RefSeq and is a predicted model, not a curated record. NCBI's taxonomy places the organism in Eukaryota, Viridiplantae, Streptophyta, Magnoliopsida, Nymphaeales, Nymphaeaceae. Bases 163 to 1641 code for a protein of 492 amino acids. Gene Ontology annotation, biological process: carboxylic acid metabolic process.
GGGAACCCGACCGAUCCUUCCCUCUUUCCCCGUUUCUUCGAGGAGACCUCCGGAAUUUUUGCUCCGGUAGGCUUUUCCGACACGCUUCCUGGGAUUCUCAGGUAUAGGAAAUCGUAGCAUCCUGGUUUAACCGGGUCUUGUUUCGCUUCGGAUUGAGGAGCUAUGGUUGGGAGCGUCGAAGUUUCCCCAGUUGAAGCGAACGAUCGGGCGAAGGCUACCGUCGAUGACGUCGAGCCGUUGCCGGUGGAGUUUUACCCGUUGGAGACCUCAGAUCCAGCCGAUUUAGGGACGACAAAUGGUGUGGGAAGCGUGGGUGGGAAGGCGGAAGGGCCGCGUGCUGGAGAUGGUCGGAAGAGGGAGAUCGUCUUGGGGAGGAACGUCCAUACGAUGAGUCUGGAAGUGACGGAGCCCGAAGCAGACGAUGAGGUCACGGGAGAUCGGGAGGCCUAUAUGGCGGGGGUCUUGGCUAGAUAUAGAAAAUCUCUCAUUGAGAGGACGAGGAAUCAUCUCGGCUAUCCAUAUAAUCUCGAUUUCGAUUAUGGGGCGCUGGGACAGCUGCAGCAUUUCUCUAUUAACAAUCUUGGAGAUCCUUUCAUAGAGAGCAACUAUGGUGUCCAUUCAAGACAAUUUGAAGUUGGAGUUUUGGACUGGUUUGCACGUCUUUGGGAACUGGAAAAGAAUGAAUACUGGGGGUACAUAACGAAUUGUGGUACUGAAGGAAACCUUCAUGGCAUUCUUGUUGGGAGGGAAGUGUUCCCUGAUGGAAUUUUGUAUGCCUCGAGAGAAUCCCAUUACUCCGUCUUCAAGGCAGCAAGAAUGUACAGAAUGGGUUGCAUAAAAGUCAACACUCUAACCUCUGGCGAGAUUGACUGUGCAGACUUCCGAACGAAGCUCCUCCAGAACAAGGACAAGCCAGCCAUCAUCAACGUAAACAUUGGAACCACGGUUAAGGGAGCUGUUGAUGAUCUUGAUCUGGUUAUAAAAACACUCGAAGAAACUGGUUUUGGUCGCGAUCGAUUCUACAUCCAUUGCGAUGGUGCAUUGUUUGGACUCAUGAUGCCCUUCGUGAAGCGAGCACCGAAGGUUUCCUUCAAAAAGCCAAUUGGAAGUGUGAGCGUUUCUGGGCACAAGUUUGUUGGUUGCCCAAUGCCUUGUGGUGUUCAGAUAACAAGACUCGAGCACAUCAAUACGCUAUCAAGGAACGUUGAGUAUCUGGCUUCAAGGGAUGCUACCAUCAUGGGCAGCCGAAAUGGUCAUGCUCCAAUCUUCCUGUGGUACACACUCAACCGCAAAGGCUACAAAGGGUUCCAAAAGGAGGUGCAGAAGUGCCUCAGGAACGCGCAUUACCUUAAAGACCGUUUGCACGCGGCUGGCAUCGGCGCCAUGCUUAAUGAACUGAGCAGCACCGUGGUGUUUGAGCGCCCGCAUGAUGAAGAGUUCAUUCGCAAGUGGCAGCUAGCGUGCCAAGGGAAUAUAGCUCAUGUUGUUGUCAUGCCUAAUAUCGAUAUAGAGAAGCUUGAUAACUUCACGAACGAGCUAAUCGAGAAACGGGAGAUCUGGUUCCAGGAUGGAAAGGCACAAGCUCCAUGCAUUGCAGAAGAGAUUGGCGAGGAGAGCUGUAUGUGUACUCGUCACAAGUGAUCUGGUUCUCCUCUCGGCCAGAUGGGAGAGUAGGUUGCAGCUUUUUUUUGUCUUCUGAAAGCAAUGUCCGUAUAUCAGUAUUGUUUUGAUUUUCCUUCAUGUUUCCAGUUGCAAAAUAUGAUUUAGCAUUUGGUGCCUGAUUUGUUCUCAACGCUUCUAUGAAGCGAUGCGUCUAAAUAGUAUCUUCUUAGUUUUUGGCCA